Hermetia illucens (black soldier fly) is the source of this 648-nucleotide messenger RNA. Its product is annotated as ninjurin-1. The transcript has 3 exons. Gene Ontology annotation, cellular component: membrane. NCBI's taxonomy places the organism in Eukaryota, Metazoa, Arthropoda, Insecta, Diptera, Stratiomyidae. Gene Ontology annotation, biological process: cell adhesion; tissue regeneration. The record is from RefSeq and is a predicted model, not a curated record. Bases 70 to 588 code for a protein of 172 amino acids.
UUAACAACAUUAUGCCCAUCCAAUGGUUUAGUUUCAAGUUACAAAUAGCAUAAUUACGAUGUAAGAAAAAUGUCUUCGAGUCAAGGUGUUGUGAUUCAGUUGGACCAGGUUGGGAAUCGGCCCCAUUCUAACCCAGAUGAAGAAACUCGCUCCUACAAUGAAGAGAAAGACGAGAACAGAUCUUUAGCGCGAGGGUCAUUCGACAAGGACCAUCUGGAUGUGAAAAUCAAAGGAAGCAAAGACUCUGUGGACGGGAAAAACCCCUAUCAAUCCAAGAAAAAUGUUGCUGAAGGAAUGAUGGACAUUGCACUACUUACAGCCAACGCUAAUCAGUUGCGGUUUUUAAUUACUUACAAUAUGGACUCGAAGACCUUUUACUUCAGCGUGGCCUUAAUCGUGCUAUCCUUGAUAUUACAAGUCUCCGUGGGAAUCGCGCUUAUUUUCAAAGUAUGUCGCCAGAUGAAAAAUCGUGGGAGACGAGAUAAAUUGAAUCGAACAAAUGAUUUUCUUGUGGGUGGUGUAUUUAUGAUAACAGUGAUUAAUGUUUUCGUUGCGUCAUUUACAACAACCGAAACAGCGAAAGCGUGAAAAACAGGGGUAAAGAUAGAAGAUUCGCACAAGAUUCAUAAAUAAAUAAAUUGAUUUCGU